Ilyonectria robusta is the source of this 4046-nucleotide messenger RNA. RefSeq names its product armadillo-type protein. Gene Ontology annotation, cellular component: nucleus; cytoplasm. Gene Ontology annotation, molecular function: small GTPase binding; nuclear import signal receptor activity. The coding region runs from base 318 to 3608 and encodes 1096 amino acids. Gene Ontology annotation, biological process: protein import into nucleus. The transcript has 6 exons. Lineage: Eukaryota; Fungi; Ascomycota; Sordariomycetes; Hypocreales; Nectriaceae. The record is from RefSeq and is a predicted model, not a curated record.
GUUUGUUGCGGCCUGGGUAUCUCCACCGCUGAAUUUAGUCCAAGAGUGACCUCACCUCUACCGGCCUCGUCUUCCCCUCCCCCCACUCUCUUUUCCCUCCAUCCAUCCAUCACCAUCCUCCCGCUCCAACUCACUGGAAUCUCGGAAUCUUCGUCCGCCAAACGAAGCCCAAGCCCGUUGCUUGCUUUCGCUUCACGCUUCCGAAACCUCCCUCUCCCUUUUCCUUUUCCCCGUCGACCUCUCCGGAUCCUGACCGGUCUCCCUCUCUCCCGCCCGUCGUCUGCUGGUGGACUGCACCAUCCGCAUCAGCUACAGCCAUGUCGAUACUACCGCCAGACGUCCACGCAGAGCUGACCCAGCUCCUGCAGGCCCUGCAGUCGCCCGACAACGGCAUUCGAUCCCAGGCCGAAGAGCACUUGCAAAGCAACUGGACCUCUACCCGUCCUGAGGUCCUGUUAAUGGGCCUUGCCGAACAGAUCCAGGGCGCCGGCGACAAUGCGACUCGUUCCUUUGCCUCCGUUAUCUUCCGCCGAAUCGCUUCCAAGACCAGGAAAAUCGAGUCUGGCGAGAACCUCGAUCUCUUCUUCUCCCUCGCCAAGGACCAGGCCGCCGCCAUCCGCCAAAAACUUCUCGAGACCCUCGCCGCCGAGCCUGAGCGAAUGAUCCGCAACAAGAUCAGUGAUGCUGUCGCCGAAGUCGCUCGCCAAUAUACCGAGAACGGUGAUCCCUGGCCCGAACUGCUCGGUGCCCUCUUCCAGCUCAGCCAGGCCCCUGAGGCCGAAAAGCGAGAAAAUGCCUUCCGAGUCUUCGCCACUACUCCGGCCAUUAUCGAGAAACAACAUGAGGAGGCGGUCCUCCAGGCCUUCCAGAAGGGUUUCAAGGACGAUGCUGUCAUGGUGCGCCUCGCCGCCAUGGAGGCUUUUGCCUCUUUCUUCAGGACCAUUAGCAAAAAGGGCCAGGCCAAGUACUUUGCCCUUAUCCCCGACGUCCUUAACAUUCUCCCCCCAAUCAAGGACUCGCAAGACUCCGAUGACCUGAGCAAGGCACUCGUCGCCCUCAUCGAUCUCGCCGAGUCAUCCCCCAAGAUGUUCAAGCCUCUCUUCCAGAACCUCGUUCAGUUCAGUGUCUCCGUUAUUCAAGAUAAAGAGCUAGACAAUAUCUGCCGGCAGAACGCUCUGGAGCUCAUGGCCACCUUUGCCGAUUACGCUCCCUCCAUCUGCCGCAAGGACCCCUCGUACACCAACGACAUGAUUACUCAGUGCCUCAGCUUGAUGACCGACCUCGGCGAGGAUGACGACGACGCCGCCGAAUGGAUGGCUUCGGAUGACCUUGAUCAAGAUGAAAGCGACCAGAACCAUGUUGCUGGCGAGCAGACUAUGGAUCGUCUUGCCAACAAGCUUGGUGGUCAGACCAUCCUCGCUCCCACCUUCAACUGGUUGCCCCGCAUGAUGACCUCUAUGGCCUGGAGGGACAGGCACGCCGCGCUGAUGGCCAUCUCAGCCAUCUCUGAGGGUUGCCGAGAGCUGAUGAUUGGUGAGCUAAGCCAGGUACUUGACCUGGUUGUUCCCGCCCUUCGCGACCCCCACCCCCGUGUGCGAUGGGCUGGUUGCAACGCUCUUGGUCAGAUGAGCACCGACUUUGCUCCCAAGAUGCAGACCGACUACUACGAUCGAGUCCUAAAGGCCAUUAUCCCAGUUCUCGACUCGCCCGAAGGCCGUGUCCAGUCCCACGCUGCCGCCGCCCUUGUCAACUUCUGCGAGGAAGCCGAGAAGAACACUCUGGAGCCCUACUUGGAUGAUUUGUUAUCGCACCUGUUCCAACUCCUCCAAAACGAGAAGCGAUAUGUUCAGGAGCAGGCUCUGUCCACUAUUGCUACCAUUGCUGAUGCUGCCGAGGCCGCCUUCUCCAAGUACUACGAUACCCUCAUGCCACUCCUCGUCAACGUGCUCCAGAACCAGAAUGAGAAGGAGUACCGCCUCCUGCGAGCCAAGGCCAUGGAGUGUGCCACUCUGAUUGCGCUGGCUGUGGGCAAGGAGCGACUUGGACAGGACGCCAUGACUCUUGUCAACCUUUUGGCCAACAUCCAGGCCGGCAUCACCGACGCGGACGACCCUCAGGCACAGUAUCUCAUGCAUUGCUGGGGCCGCAUGUGCCGUGUACUUGGCUCGGACUUCCUGCCCUUCCUUCACAAUGUCAUGCCGCCAUUGCUGGAGCUUGCCAUGGCCAAGGCCGACAUCCAGUUGCUGGAUGAUGACGAUCAGGUCGAGCAGAUGCAGAACGAGGAGGGCUGGGAGUUGGUCCCUCUCAAGGGCAAGAUGAUUGGUAUCCGAACGAGCACCAUGGACGACAAGCACAUGGCUAUCGAGCUCUUGGUCGUCUAUGCGCAGGUUCUCGAGGCCUCCUUUGCGCCAUACGUUGCGGAGAUCAUGGAGAAGAUUGCCCUGCCCGGUCUGGCUUUCUUCUUCCACGACCCAGUUCGUUACAUCUCAGCCAAGCUGGUUCCCCAGCUGCUCAGCUCCUACAAGAAGGCCUACGGUCCCCAGUCAAACGAGCUUGCAGGGCUCUGGACCGCCACCGUAGACAAGCUCCUCGAGGUUCUCACCGCUGAGCCGGCUAUCGAUACUCUGGCGGAGAUGUACCAGUGCUUCUAUGAGUCCGUGGAAGUAGUAGGCAAGGCUUGUCUUAGCACUGACCACCUGAGCCGCUUCAUCGACUCGGUCCACUCUGCCAUUGAGGACUAUAAGGAUCGCGUUGCGCAGCGUGCUGAGGACAAGGAGGGAGCGACCGCCGACGACGUCGAGGACGAGGCCGAGGAGACCCUGAUUGCCAUUGAGGAUGACCAGACACUCCUUUCAGACAUGAACAAGGCCUUCCAUGCCAUAUUCAAGAACCACGGCGCUGCCUUCCUCCCCGCGUGGGAGCGAUUAAUCUCAACUUACGAAGGGUUCCUUGCCUCAACUGACUCCACCCAGCGACAGUGGGGACUGUGCAUCAUGGAUGAUGUUCUGGAAUACUGUGGCCCUGAGAGCACUCGAUACGCCAACUACAUUACCCAGCCACUCAUCGACGGAUGCCGAGAUCCUUCACCGGCGAUCCGACAAGCAGCGGCCUAUGGUAUCGGUGUUGCUGCGCACCGAGGUGGUGCCCCGUGGGCCCAGUUCCUGGGUGGCUCGGUACCUUUCCUGUUCCAGGUCACCCAAGUGCCGGAUGCUCGAAACGAGGACAACGUGUACGCGACGGAGAACGCAUGUGCUGCCAUUGCCAAAAUCCUCCACUACAACGCCAGCACGGUUGCGGAUGUGCAGAACGUGACUACCCAGUGGGUAGAGACGCUCCCCGUCACCAAUGAUGAGGAGGCUGCACCAUAUGCGUACGCAUACCUAGCUGAGUUGAUUGACCAGCAACACCCGGUCGUGCUCAACCAGGCGGGCAAGGUGUUUGUGUUCAUUGCCCAGGCUCUAGAGGCGGAGACGCUGCAAGGCCAGACGGCGAACCGAGUGGCGAUUGCGACCAAGACGCUGCUGACGACUGCCAACGUGGAUCCCAUGCCCCUACUGCAGCAGUUCUCUCAGGAGUCCCAGCGAACGAUUAUGGGAUACUUCUCUUAGGUGUGGGGGCCUGUCAAUGAUCGAUGUAAAAGGGCCCGGAUAUGAGAAGGGCCCAGCCCGUCCUGGAAGUUAUUGCUGGGAGCGCAAGGGAGAUAUGAUCGGACGAGGAUGAUUAUGAUGCAGAUAUUUAUUGGGAACGUGCCGCUUCAGAUUCCAGAUGAUACCAAGAAGGGCGUGAGCGGCCACCUAAGCCAAGAGUUGAUUUAGCAACGAUGCCAUCGUGGCAGACGGGGCUUGGAGAUUUUUUUUUUGUUUUGCUUCCGAGAUUCUUGAAAGGGCGGAAGAGGAACUCAGGAGCUUGAGGACUGUCCUGAAGGGAACAGAGAGCCAGGGAGAUGAGACGAUGUGAAGCGGCGAAUCAUUUGGAGAUAGAGAAGGGAAGUGGCGUCGAGUAGAAGAAAAUCCGGGUUCAUACGUAUGACUUGACUUUACUGAUCA